Engraulis encrasicolus (European anchovy) is the source of this 2318-nucleotide messenger RNA. It is a transcript of the gene il13ra1, whose product is annotated as interleukin 13 receptor, alpha 1. Gene Ontology annotation, molecular function: protein binding. The transcript has 10 exons. The record is from RefSeq and is a predicted model, not a curated record. Lineage: Eukaryota; Metazoa; Chordata; Actinopteri; Clupeiformes; Engraulidae. The coding region runs from base 303 to 2000 and encodes 565 amino acids.
AAACUCCGCCUACGCCUGUAACAACAUGUAGUUGCUCAACUCCUCGGUCCUAUGCUGCGCCCUGUCAGUGCGUAGACAGAGCCCAGCCUUGCUGCUGCGUGGACGCACAGCUCUUCGCGGUCUGUUCUGCGCGUGUGUUCUUGCGGAUUGCUGGGAAUUCUUUGGGUCUUGGGUGGUCGUUGUUUUCCCUUUUUGGGAAGUAAAUUGAAGGAUUAUCAAUUGGCGCGUUUGGUUUUUCGGGGGACUGUGUUGGCUUUGGAAUUUUACCCGUUUGGAUAGAGCGACGUGAGUGACUCACCAACAUGGUUUUCCUGUACUGGAAUAUUUCGAUACUGCUCUCGUUCUGUUGCGUGUUCAUGUCCGCGCCAGGCGACACAGAGAGUCUUCCCCCGCCUGUGAACGCCACCCUGACCUGGAAUAAAGAAUUCUGCCCCGUAAUCGAGUGGACCAGGCCCAACAUAUCAGACACAUGCGUGGUCAACUACACUGUAUCAAAGUACCGCGGCUCCGCCUCACCCCAGCCGACAAAAGUCAGAGACCCCAGAUAUCUAUCUAAGUGUGAGUCUCGCGAGGAGGAUUUGACCUUUGAGAUCAGCACACGGCCCUUGCAGAACUGCCCUGGUCUCAAAGCAAGCAGCCCCAUUAGGAUACACUAUCCACGCUUACCAGAUGUUGUAAAGGGUUUUACGUGUGCCUAUUACGCCUCUGAGUCUCUCAACUGCUCCUGGCACCCCGACGACCGACACACGAACCUACGCAGUUACUACAGUUUCUCAAAUAACUCUAGUGUAACAGAGCUCCGCCCUUGUCCUCAUGACCAGUACGAGGGCUCGCGUCUGAUUGGCUGUCACCUGAGAAGUAGCUUGGUAGGACCCAAUCACGUCUACUUCCUCAUCAACGCCUCCAGUGACCACACCCCCAUCUACAGCACCUACCACAGAGACAUCAAGUAUUUCUACCGCCCUCCCCCCCCGGUGGUGUCUGUGUCUCUGGUGAAGGCUAACCUAAAUAUCUCCUGGAGCCCCCCCAACUUCAGGCAGCUGGGCUGCUUCCACUACCAGCUGCAUUACAACGCAUGUGGAAAGCACGAGGUUCAAACCCACGAGGAAACAUCGGUUACUGUGCCUUAUGACCCCAAGUGCCAGUACAGCAUCAGGGUGAAGACCUUUGUCCCCACCUGUGGAGGUGGAGAGAGCCUACCCAGUCAAGUGCAGACCUACGGUCCGGACAGUGGUGAUGCGGUGCUGGUGCUGGUGGCCGUGGGAGUGUGUGUGUUCCUCGUCCUCUGCGCUCUCCUCGUCUGCUUCUUCUACAAGUAUAAGGAGAAGCUUCUGCCCAAGAUUCCGGAGCCCAGGCUGGACAGAAGCAUUAGAGGACUCAUGGAGCGGCUGUACGUGCCCGUGAGCGAGGACGUGGAGGGGAACCUGGAGGUGUGUGUUGACACCAGGCAACCAAUGCUGGCUCUCUCCUCUGACAUACGCACACACUCGGCCAGCAACACACACUCAGGGCAUGGCAACACUCACACAGGGAGUGGCGAUACACACACAGCGAACAGCCCACAGCACACAGGGAGUGGUAACAGACACACAGCAAACAGCCCUCAACACACAGGGAGUGGCGAUACACACACAGCGAGCAGCCCACACACAGGCAACAGCAGUGACACACACUCACACACAAGCAACAGCAUAGACACAGGUAGUGGCACCACACACACAGGCAACAGUAUACACACACACAUAGCCACAGAAACACACACAACUAGUGACACACGCACAGAAAACAACAGACACUCAGCUAGCAGCACACACACAUGCAAUAACACAACACACACAGACACAAGCACGGCACACACACACAAUAACACACACACAGACAGGGACACACAAGACAACAGUGGCACACACACAGGUGCCAACACAAACACAGAUGACAAGACACACACGGUAGAGGAGAGUAUGGUCGAUAUGGACUACAGCAGUGUGACAAGAAGAUGAAAACACACACACACACACACACACAUACACACAUACACACACACACACACACACACACACACACACACACAUAUAUAUAUAUACAGUAUAAACUCACCUCUUGAAUGUGUUGAAUUGAAAUAGAAAAGGCUGCUUCAGAGCUGUGCAGUGCUUGUUUGUGUCACAGUUUGUGUGUGUGUGUGUGUGUGUGUGCGUGCGUGUGUGUGUGAGUGCGUGCGUGCGUGCGUGAAAUACAGUAGCAUUGCACUUCUGCACACUGUACAUACAAUGUAAAUACUGUACAUAUGUUUGAUAUGUUUAUAUGGUUUACAAAUAAAG